Drosophila willistoni is the source of this 935-nucleotide messenger RNA. Its product is annotated as LYR motif-containing protein 2. Lineage: Eukaryota; Metazoa; Arthropoda; Insecta; Diptera; Drosophilidae. The record is from RefSeq and is a predicted model, not a curated record. The transcript is spliced from 4 exons. The coding region runs from base 571 to 846 and encodes 91 amino acids. Gene Ontology annotation, cellular component: mitochondrion.
AAUUUCCGUGGCCACCCUUGCUUUAUAUAUUUAAAUGUUAACGAGAUGGACGAAAAUCAAGUUUAUCCAUUUAUGUCUUGGGCGGGUGUUGCGGCAUCUAUUUUAUAUGUAUUUACUUGCAUGCUGCUCCUUUGGGGCAGUCAGAAUGAUCGUCCGAACUGGAUGAUACCAUGGCUUGUAUUUACCUGGAUUGGUGUAAUAUGCUAUUCGAAUUGUCUUGCCUUGGUGAUUGAUGCAAAUGUUAGCCUUUUGGUAGCAAUGGUUAUUAGCAUUGUUAAUUGGGCCAUUGUGAUGCAAGUGUUUUUGAAUUUGAAAAAUUGGACACGCCAAGAAAAUAGAGAAACUAUUAAUAACGAGAACACAGCAAAUUUUCAAUCUACAUCUGCCAACUGAUUUAAUCUUGAUUUCAAAAACAUUUAAAAAACGAUAACAAAUCGACAUGUUGCUCCGCAUAUCGAUAACAAAUCGACAGCUGCGCCGAUAACCAAUAACAUAUCGAAUGUCUUCACUAGCAGGCCCAUCAGCUGUUUUUUGUUUUGAAAAAUUAAGCAAUUAACAAUUAAUGAUAAAAUGUCAAAGCUACCCAAAGCGGCGCUUAGUCUUAAGCAGUUCAUGCUGCGACAAGAGGUAUUGAAACUAUAUAGGGAAAUAUUUCGAACCAUACGCCAAGUGCCGGAUAAACAUAGUCAAAUGGAACUUAAAGCCUGGGCUCGUCAUGAUUUCGAAACGAACCGCCAACAGUGCGAUGAAGUGGCUAUCAAAAUGCUUAUACAGCAUGGACGUCGUAGUCUCACCGAACUAAAGACCAGUUUACAAUUGAGUGAAGUGAAUGGAGAGAAAAAAUGAUUUAGUUAUUUUGUUUUAUUUUUGAGCUCGUCAACCACUUAAUAAGGGAAGAAAUAAAUAGUAGUACAAUGAUUUGUUUAACUAAGAAA